Messenger RNA from Daldinia caldariorum, 1681 nucleotides. RefSeq names its product malonyl CoA-acyl carrier protein transacylase. NCBI's taxonomy places the organism in Eukaryota, Fungi, Ascomycota, Sordariomycetes, Xylariales, Hypoxylaceae. Gene Ontology annotation, biological process: fatty acid biosynthetic process. The transcript has 2 exons. Gene Ontology annotation, molecular function: [acyl-carrier-protein] S-malonyltransferase activity. Gene Ontology annotation, cellular component: mitochondrion. Bases 118 to 1392 code for a protein of 424 amino acids. The record is from RefSeq and is a predicted model, not a curated record.
CUUAUUUUACGUUCAUUAUUAUUACUUCCUUACUCGACUCAACGGCUAAACCACAGGUACGCAUUCGAUGACCGUGAGAAUCCAUCGCCGCAGCGCAAACAAAGCUGGCCUGCGGUGAUGAGCAUGCUUGUUUCCCCGUUGCGUCGGCCCAUCCGCGCCACGGGCAACCUAGGCCGCCGACUCAGCUCAAUCGGCUCUCUUAACUCGGCGGCACUCUUCAUAUGUCCAAUUGGUUGUCGAAAUUAUGUAUCGACAAAAGGGAAGAGGCCGCGGACAGCUAUCUUUUUUCCAGGCCAGGGAGUCCAGAAAGUUGGAAUGCUUACGCCCUGGAUCGAGACUUUUCCAACUAGAGCCGCGCAGAUAAUUGAUGAGAUUGAUAGCUAUAUGGGAUACAAACUAUCCGAUAUAAUACAAAAUGGCCCAAGUCAAGUACUAACCGCAACGCCCUACGCCCAACCGGCGAUCAUGGCAACUUCUAUCUUCAUCCUUCGCAUUCUCGAGAACGAAUUCAACUUCGACGUCUCCAAGCGAGUUGAUGUAUCACUCGGACAUUCCCUGGGCGAGUUCGCAGCUCUAGUAGCGGGAGGUGUUUUGGAGUUUCAAGAUGCUUUAUAUAUGGUGCGCAAGCGCGCGGAGGCUAUGACAGAAGCUACUCAGAAGGCCAAGGAUAAAUAUGGAGGAGAAUACGGCAUGGUAGCUGUGGUUACGGAACCUGAGUAUCUAACUCAACUGAUCGAGGCCAUAGACGACUUCGUGGGAUACCGCAGUGCGGGCGCGAGAAGCGAGAGCGCCGACUCCAUGAAACCCAUCGAUCAAGUGCUCAUCGCAAAUAUCAACAGCAAGAAUCAAAUUGUUCUGAGCGGGAAUAUACAGCGGAUCAAGGAACUAAUAGCUCACGUGCGACAAUUUCUCGGCCAUGACCCUAGAGCGGUUCGGUUAAAUAGCGAUAGUCCAUUCCACAGCCCGAUCAUGAGACCGGCCGUCGCAGUGAUGCGAGAAUUAGUCUCGAGAAAGAGUAGAAUCAAGGGUCGCGAAGAUAAAGACGUGAUCACUUUUCCGGGCCGACUACAAUGUAUAAGCAACGUGAGUGCGCGGCCGUUCGAAAGCGCCGCGGACGUCAAAGAUCUCUUGGCACGGCAAUGCCUCGAGACUGUCAGAUGGUGGGAUAGCAUCAAGUACCUGGAUCAAGAGCAGAAGGUCAGGAGAUGGAUAGGUAUCGGGCCCGGGAAAGUCGGUAGGAACCUCGUAGGAAAGGAGGUAGGCAUGCGCGGGAUGGACACAGUUAAAGGGGGCGGCGUUUGGGCUAUCACCGAUCCCAUCGAGCUCGAGGAUGUCUUGAAAGGGUUGGAGCAGACGGAGUCAUUACCGGAGGAAGAGGAGGACGAGGAGUAAGCGCAUCUAUAGGAUGCUACGUCGGACCGACAUACUAGACAUGGUGAUGCUGUUAGGCUUAUAAGACAACCUUUCCAUGUUAGGGGAGGAGAAAGGGGGGGUUGGUGUAAGAUCUCUUAAGAUUUAUCCAACCAUCUAAACUAUGUGGUAUUACUUUGUAGUUAGAUAUGGUGAUAGAUGGAUGGAGUUACGUUGGAUCAAGGCGAUUUAAGCGUUCUAUAAUAGUUGAAUGAUAAAUGUAUAUUUUUGUUCUUUAUAUUCGUUAUCUCUACUUGAUUUUUGUCACCUC